Lucilia cuprina (Australian sheep blowfly) is the source of this 1894-nucleotide messenger RNA. RefSeq names its product mucin-2. Bases 209 to 1675 code for a protein of 488 amino acids. The transcript is spliced from 2 exons. Lineage: Eukaryota; Metazoa; Arthropoda; Insecta; Diptera; Calliphoridae. The record is from RefSeq and is a predicted model, not a curated record.
UUACAAUUUAAAGUUAUUCGAAAUUUAUACGCCGAAGUGUUAAGAAUAGAGAAAAGAAAGAAAAACUCUAAUAAAAAUUUGAAAUAAUAAAAAAAGAAAUUAAAAAAUUUAUUUAAAAUAAUUGUUAAAAAAAAGUACUUUAGUAAAAUUUUAAACAAUAAAGCAAAAACAGUUAAAGAAUAAAUAGUUAAACAGCUAAAUAAGCAAGAUGAUGUGGCUAAAGAAAUAUGCAAAUAGUCAGUUGUUUGUGGCUUUGUUACUGCUCCAUUAUAAUGUAGUACACACAAAUGCUACCAAUAUGGAUCAAUUGAACAACAAUCAGCAACAAUUGCGGCAGCAACAUCAGCAAACAUUGGUACAAGCAGCUGUAACAUCAGCACAACGUCAACAGCAUCUACAUCAUGUACCAACUCAAUCGCAACAUCAGCUUCAGUCCCAGCAACCAUUGACAUCUGGCAUAGCGGCGCACCCAGCUAAUGGUAUUAGCAGCAGCAUCAGCGCCAACAGCAUUUUACAUGGAUCAAAUACAGGACAUCAACAUACAGAAACACAAGCCUUACCAUCUUCAUCGUCGUCCACCUCAUCAUUAGCUACCUUGCCUCAAGCUCAAUUUGCUAAUGAUAAAGAAGCUGUAAUGCAAGAAGUUUUAAAACAUUUCCAUACAGAUGAUGAUUUAAACGAUCCCUAUCAAGUUCUCAAUGAAUUAAAAAGAGAUACGCAUGUUAACACAUAUCAGGGACCUCCACCACCGCCACCAUUUAUAUCUACAAUUCCAACUUCGCUCAGCAAUCACAUGGCCUAUAAUUGGAAUUUAUAUGACAGACCUUAUGUAGGCAACAAUUUGCCACCUCCCCCGAUAACUGGGUUAUUUUCACAUAUUUUCAAUCCUUUUGAAGCUUUUCCAACACCAUUUCCUGUAACACCACGAUUUAUGCCCAUAAUGAGUUAUCCUCAACCGGUAUAUGUGCCGUAUCCGUUUAUAAUGUCACCAGAAAUGUUUUAUCAAAGCUAUUCAACUCUACCACAUUUAGCUAAUGACUUUGAAGACUCUAUGUCACGUGGUGCUGGAUCAUCUAGACGUCCAACAGCUACACAAAAUCCUUCUUCCUAUCCACGCAAUUCUCCUAUUUAUUACGUGCGUUUACCGCCUACACCAUACAUGUUCUUACCAAGUUUAGGAUCAUCCUCUACAAACAUACCCGGUUAUCCUUCUAUGUUACCGUAUCAGUCGUUACCUCCCUUUCCACCAUUUUCCUCCAUUUACAAUGUCCCAAUUAAUUUUUUGACCAAUGGUAAACCCACGAAUAUCUAUCAAAUGAGUGCUCCUCCAAAUGACGUACAAAAUCCUUUGCAAUUCGCUAAUAUACCAUCCAGCUUUAAUACACGACCCCCACCACCUCCUCCUCCUAAUGCUUAUAGACCACCACACAAUUACUUUCAAGUACAACCCCCAACAACAUCAUCAAAUUAUGCCCCCUAUCCCGCCUCUGCAACUUCGUCUUCAGCAUCAUCUCCUUCGUCACCCACAACUUCAGCAACUUCAUCGUCUUCACAUCAGGACUCCAAAUUGACAUCUCUAAAACGUCCAUAUUAUUUCAAUGGUCGUCCGGAGGAUAUUUAUAUAUUACCAAAUAAUUUUAAUUCCUUAUAUUCAUCAGAAAGUAGUUAUUAUUAAAAACAUUAAAUUUAAAUUAAUACCGUAGAUUUAUUAAAGCAAUAUUAUACUGCUAUACAAAUUAAAAUAAAGAUUUGUAUAUUGAUAGGUCCAAAUGGCUAGAGGAUAAAAAUUUUACACAUACAUAUAAUGUAAAUUUUGUUUACUUUUAAUUUUUAAAUAUUCUUAUUUUUUUAAUUUGCAAACUCAUCAUGUUUAAAAAAAAUUAGACACAACAAU